Messenger RNA from Penicillium daleae, 543 nucleotides. RefSeq lists its product as uncharacterized. The coding region runs from base 1 to 543 and encodes 180 amino acids. The record is from RefSeq and is a predicted model, not a curated record. NCBI's taxonomy places the organism in Eukaryota, Fungi, Ascomycota, Eurotiomycetes, Eurotiales, Aspergillaceae. The transcript has 2 exons.
AUGGUUGACACCAUUAAGAAUGAUCCAUGGCUGCCGGCCCGCGGCCAAUGGGUACAAAAGCUGAUUGAUCUUAAUAUUCGCCUGUGCGAGAUUGUCCAACGCGAGGCGUAUCUGGUCAAACAAUGCGCUGAAUCAGAGGAUCUGCUGAAGGAUACUAAGAAGUCACAGCAGCAGCUGGACGAGUGGCAUGCGGAGAUGGAAGCUCUUAACCAGGACUACUGGAGCGUUGAACGGAUGCUCUAUGCUAAUUAUGCACUCUGUCCCACUGGACCUUUGUGGCGAGCAUAUCUCGCCGCUCGAAAAGUACCGCAAUGGCACCUUUUUGCCUGGUUGAACGAAGAUUGUGUGAGAAGAGGCGGUUGCUGCGGUCGAGCUUGUGGCUGUUGUAAGAAGCCACGAAGCUCCCUCCAGUCCAAGGGCGACGGACAUUGUACGAGAAUGUGUGGUUGCUGCAUGGAGUCUCGAGGAUUUUCGUUGAAUGAGGAGCAGCAGAAGCUGUGUCAGCCCACUGUAAAUGUGAUGUGUGAGAGGAGAGACAUGUGA